AUGCCAUUAGAUUUUAGUUUCAAAUCAUUAUCGACUUGUAAAACAGAAUCAUUAUCAAAUCAUCAAGUAUCUGAAUCUUUGAAUUACGAUGACAAGCAAUCAGAAGAUGACGUCGUUGAUGACAACAAUUUUUUUGCUUCCGCGAAUAUCGCAAAUAAAUUAUUAGCUCUAGAGUACGAAUUAACUAAAAGAAUUGAACUGAUAACUUUUGAUCCACCGGUCGAGUACGUCUACAGUCCCAUUGAUUACGCGAUAUCUGUCCAUUCAAAUUUCCUACAGAAAUACUGCCAGACAACUAAGAAAAUUCUGUUUCUUGCAAUGAAUCCUGGACCCUGGGGAAUGUCGCAGACUGGGAUACCCUUUGGUGAAAUAAAUGCGGUGGUAAACUGGCUCAAACUUUCGGGUUUCAUUGAAAAGCCUUUGAGAGAACAACCGAAUAGAAAAGUAACCGGGUUCGCUUGUCAUCGGAGUGAAAUAAGUGGCCGUAGAUUUUGGAAUUUAUUCAAAAGUAUUAGUGGUAGUCCGGAUAAUUUUUUUAAAUAUUCUUUUCUUCGUAAUUAUUGUCCCGUAGCUCUGAUGGAUUCUGCUGGUCGGAAUAUAUCUCCUGCAGAGCUGAAGGGAUCAAAACUAAAAGAACUGAGAGAUAUUUGUGAUUUAACUUUGCUGGCAGUCUUGAAGCUUUUGGAAGUCGAGAAAAUAGUAGGGAUUGGAAGAUUUGCUGAGCAGAGGGCAAAAAAUAUUGUAAAAACUGCUGGUUUGCCUAUCAGAAUUUUUUGGAUGCCGCAUCCGAGUCCUAGGUCAACUGCCAAUGAAAACUGGAGCGAGAAAGCCAUCAAGACAUUGAACGAACUAGAUUUACUUAAAUAUUUUGUUGAAUCAGCGACUGAGAAUCUGACGGACUGA
Molecule: messenger RNA, 903 nt
Organism: Microplitis demolitor
Lineage: Eukaryota; Metazoa; Arthropoda; Insecta; Hymenoptera; Braconidae
Gene: Smug
Product: single-strand selective monofunctional uracil DNA glycosylase
Exons: 3
Coding region: 1-903 (300 amino acids)
Biological process (GO): base-excision repair
Molecular function (GO): oxidized pyrimidine nucleobase lesion DNA N-glycosylase activity; single-strand selective uracil DNA N-glycosylase activity
Source: RefSeq, a predicted model, not a curated record